Molecule: messenger RNA, 3835 nt
Organism: Orbicella faveolata
Lineage: Eukaryota; Metazoa; Cnidaria; Anthozoa; Scleractinia; Merulinidae
Cellular component (GO): nucleus
Source: RefSeq, a predicted model, not a curated record
CUUCCUUAUGAUUCUUGAACAUUUCUUUCUGUAGGAUACAAACAGGGGAGGCGCAAGGGUGCGAGGUCGUGGAGGAAGACGUGAACCACUUGGAAGAGGAAAACCUGAGAGUGAUGCCACUGAUGAUGUUGAAGACUACAGAAUCAGGCAACCAUCAGAGCCAGCUUUAUGGGACUUUCUCUCGACAAAAUUUCCAGCAGUAAAAGAUACAAAAUAUCAGAGACCACCAAAGUCAACAGAAAACCAUAAAACUGAUGAAGCCCAACAUGAAAGACCUCCACCUAGACCACCACCCUUGAAGCAAGAUGACGUGCAAAAGCCAAAGCAGCAUAAGCAGGAUUCUAGAGCUGAGAAAUCUGAGAAUAUUUCUCCCCCAAGACAACAGCAAGGUGAUGCACAGGGCGACUAUGCCACACCAAGAGAGGUUGAGAAACCAAAACCGGAAAUGACAUUACAGCACCGAGAUGGAAGACAGCAAUCCAAACAACCAAGGGAACAGUAUUAUAAACAACAGCAGAACCCCGGGCAGAUGAAGGGAAAAGGUUCUAGAAGGCAUGAUCAUGAUUCUAGACCAUACAAUCAGAGUUUACCACCAAGGCUUCAGAAGAAACAACAACAGCAGCAACAGCAACGCCAACAGCACCAGCAGCAACACCAUCAUCAUCAGCAUUAUCAACAUCACAGUCAGCAGCAGGGUACAGAGGUGAGCAAUGACGAGGGUGAAACUGAAUAUUCCACUGCAGCAAGUCCACCGUCUGUAGCUCAGGAAGAUGAUGCUAUUGUGAGAUUUAGUGCGGCAUCAGUUGGCCAUGAGUAUGCAGAGGAACAAGCUCCAAGCCAAAUUCCGCAGCCUUUACAGUUUCAGGAGCCUCAGGGGAGUUCAUACACUGGUCAGCAGUAUGCCACACAGGGUAAGUGGCAGAAAAACUACCGCCAAGGAUCCGACCAGUUUAGACCUCAAAGCCUUACACCUCCUAAUGUACAACAACAACAGCAGCAGCACCUUGAGUUUGUUACCAUGGCUAUGGAAUCCCAGCGUGCACAGACACAAUUUGUUGUCAGUCAGCCUCAACAGUUCGUGGAACGAGGAGGGAGAGAGCAGUCAGAGAUGAGCAUGCCACAGGAAUACCAGUAUACACAGGCCCAACCCCCAGUCCAGGCAUAUCCUGUGUAUCAACUCCGCCCUGCUCAAAUGGCACAACAACCAAUGGCUCCUCAGCCAACUAUACCUCAGCAGCCAGUAGCCACACAGAUGCCAGCAGCACAGGUGGGAUGGAAAAAAGGUGACCACUGUUUGGCUCCAUGGAGGGAUGGACAGUUUUACAGUGCCAAGAUGGAGGAGCUAGUGGCUGAUGGUGUACAUUGCAUGGUUUCUUUCCUGGAUUUUCACAAUAGUUGUGAUAUUGUGCCUCUCUCAUCUCUAAGGCCUUUUCCAAUUAUUGCCUGGGGAGAAAGUGGUAGUGCCCAGCCUCAGCCUGCUGGUGCUGUUGCUACAGUGCCUUAUUAUGCACAGCCUCCUCCCGUUGGUAUGGUGGCCAGACCCCAGGUUGUCAUCCCUGUGACUGGGCAGCCUCCUUUCCAUGCUGUGACAAGGCCUACCAUUGUUCAUUCUACCCCAGUUCCCACUCAAGUACAUUGGCAGCCAGCUCAGGUCCAGUACCAGGAAGUAAGACCAGCAGCUUUCCAGCCUGUAGUGCACUAUGGAGCUGUACCACAGACAUCCUCAGGGGGCCCUACUCAGGCAGCAUAUGGAGUACCCACUGGUGCUGGGGUACACUAUGCUAGGGGUGUGAAGGAUACCCAAGUACAAGAUGUCUACAGUAAGAGUCCUGAAGGAGGCAGAGGAAGAUCAAGUCCAAAUUCCAGUGGUUAUUCCAAACCAAGAAGACCUAACAGAGCAACACAAAGUUAUUAUGUGCCACCAAGACAGGCAAAAUUCAAAGACAAAGGCUAGUUAAAAAAGUUAUUUUAACUGGAAAGUAUAGUUCUGUUAAAUAUUAGAAUUAUAUAUCAUAAUCAUUAUAUCAAUAAUUAAUAGAAAAUAUGCAGUAUAAGAUUUGCUUUACCUGGUUGAUGUAUUAUUGCUUAAAGGGGCACCCCACUGUCAUCUUUUUGAAGUGUGACUGAUCCAGGAUUCUUUUCACUGGAACAAAACCCACAGUUAAAGUUUGUAAUCCAGUUUAAUAUGAAGAUACCAACUUUUCGGUGUAAUUUUCAUUUUCAGGUAUUUUUUCACCAAACGUAAUAACUGUACAUUCUGAUUUUUGAGGUGUCCUUCAGUUUUGAGGUAAUUUUGAAUACUCUGUAGAGCAAUGGACUCUUUAGAAGACAUUUUUCACCUGCUCAGAGUUCGUGUUUACAUGGCAGGGCUCAUACAACAGAGAUCAUGGAAUUCCAUGAGUUUUCAGGGUACAAAUAUGACAUUCCAGGAGCUAGAACUGAAAAAAAUGUGUGGUGUAAAUGUUUAAAAAAUCAUAUUAUUAUGCUUUUUGUGCAACUGACUGUGUUUGUAAAAAGAUUGCGAACCUUCAAUUCUUAAAACACAAUUUGAGAAUUCCAGAUACUCUCUACCAGUAGGUUGAUAGGACCCAGGAAGAAAAUUUUAAAAUCCUAGAAAUCUUCCUACACCGGCAUAACAGCACAACACAUUUUAUGGUUCAGCUGGGUAAAGCAAGUCUUUUAUAGCAGCAUUGUUGUUGGUCAGCACAAAAAAAUAAAUGUGAUGCUAAGACUCUAGGUUCAUUUACAUGUAGCAAGCUAACUUUCUGAUUGGCUUACAGAAAACAAAUUAUUGAAAGACCUGAAAGGGUUUCCUAGCUUGUAAAUGAGAUACAAAUAGCAUUGCAGAGUAGAAUGAUAAUUAUUAACAUCUAACAUUUUUAUUUCCAAAAUGAGAUGUGAUUAAAGAAAAAAAUUAAUGGUCCGACAAGUGAACUUCACAUUGAAUGUUACUCAAGAACACCGAUUUUCUUAGAGACUUCCAAAAGAUAGAUUGAAUAAAACAAAGUAAAUUACUAUUAUCAUAAUAUGAUCAUGAAGAUAGCAAGUCAUGGAAUUAAGCAAAACAUGUAUUGAAAGGUUUCAGUUUUAAACCCUUUAAGCCCCAAACAUCAUCAUCAUCAUUAUAAGCUCAUGCAAAAUCCUUACCAAGUUGUUUAAGACCAGGGUAGCCUGUGUUACAGCUGCCCCACCCCCCACCCCCGUGAAAUAAAAAAAAUCAUGGAGUGUCUAAAUGUUACCGUUGAUAAUCAGGUUCAAGGCCAUGUGGUUUAUCCAGGAAUUUGUCCAAAAUGAUGCGAUUGGUUGAUCUAACUCUUAGUGACUGAGAUUUAGAAUUUUGAAGUUUACAAGUUGGACUGAUUAACUAACUAAAGGUAAUCAGCAUAUUUUAAUGAAGAUAAUGUUAUUUUGCAAGUGGUCUGUUUUUCAUCGGUGAACUUUCAAAGGUCAUUAGCUGUCUCAUGCAAAGGUCUCACAUGCACAGGGUAAGUUCCUUUGUGGUGUCAGUCUGUCACAUCAGUUGUUGUGACACUGAAAUGAUUUUAAUGCAUGGACAGUUUAUGCAAGGAACAGGAUUAUAAAUGGAAACACACAAGUGAUUUCUCCAAUUUUUUCUUUUGGGGAGGCAGCUGGAACCCAGGUUAGCCCAGGGCUUACAACACGGCAUUUUUAAAACUGUAAUUAUUUGUAAGAAUUUGUAUGUCGAUUUGGGGAAAAUUCUCUUUUCUCCGGGGAUAAACUGUAAAGCAUCUGUUUUGUCAAGUCUUAUUUUGCCCAGUUAUUCCAUGUAUAACUACUACUAUAUCAUUACUACAACAAAUGUAGCAAAAGCCUU